AUGUCUCUCAAGUACACCGUCCUCUCCUCCGUCCUCUUCGCCGCCCAGCUCGUUGCUGGCCACGGUGCCAUCAUUGGUGCUACCGGUGAUGCUGGUGGCUCCGGCAUGGCCCUCGGUGACUCCACCCGCUUCCGAGGUGACGCCGCUGACACCUUUGGCGAGACCCUCGGCGCCGGCGACAACCAGCUCGAGGCUGGCACCCAGGCCAUCAUGGCCGAGACCGGCGACAUCCUCCCCAGAACGUUCCCGGACGCCGCGGCCGUGACCGCAACGUGCACGGGUACCGUCGCUGGCCAGGACAACGUCUGCCUCGUCCGCUGCCAGAACCCCGCCCGCGCCGGUCCCUUCGGUGGUGUCGUCCCCGUCCAGAUGGCCGAUGCUGCCAACAACGCCGCCGAUGCCCGCCGCCGCCUUGCUCGCGCUCUCAAGCGCGCUGUCCCCAUGGACUCCGAGUAA
Molecule: messenger RNA, 456 nt
Organism: Parascedosporium putredinis
Lineage: Eukaryota; Fungi; Ascomycota; Sordariomycetes; Microascales; Microascaceae
Source: the annotation of a GenBank genome assembly